Messenger RNA from Rhinichthys klamathensis goyatoka, 800 nucleotides. RefSeq names its product proteasome 20S subunit beta 6 (gene psmb6). Gene Ontology annotation, cellular component: proteasome core complex. The transcript has 6 exons. Gene Ontology annotation, molecular function: threonine-type endopeptidase activity. Bases 40 to 738 code for a protein of 232 amino acids. NCBI's taxonomy places the organism in Eukaryota, Metazoa, Chordata, Actinopteri, Cypriniformes, Leuciscidae. The record is from RefSeq and is a predicted model, not a curated record.
CCGCCAAGGGGUCCUUCAACUCAAAAUUCUUGAGAGAAAAUGGCCGCAACGCUGCAGUUUCCAGCUAAUGUUUUAUCUUUUAAUAAUUAUAAUGAUGCCGUUCCUGACUGGACGCAGAGGGAAGUCAGCACAGGGACCACCAUCAUGGCGGUGGAGUUCGACGGAGGAGUCGUGAUGGGCGCCGACUCUCGCACCACCACCGGCGCUUACAUCGCCAACCGCGUGACGGAUAAGCUCACGCCGAUCCACGAGCGGAUCUUCUGCUGCCGCUCCGGCUCCGCGGCCGACACACAGGCCAUCGCUGACGCCGUCACGUACCAGCUGGGCUUCCACAGCAUCGAGCUGGACGAGGCUCCUCUGGUCCAGACGGCAGCGAGUCUCUUCAAGGACAUGUGCUACAGAUACAGAGAGGAGCUGAUGGCCGGCAUCAUCGUGGCCGGAUGGGACAAGCGGAAGGGUGGACAGGUGUACACAGUGCCUGUGGGAGGGAUGAUGACCCGGCAGCCGGUGUCGGUCGGCGGAUCCGGCAGUAGUUACAUCUACGGUUAUGUGGAUUCAAACUACAAAGCAGGAAUGACCAAAGAGGAGUGUCUCAAAUUCACUGCAGGAGCGCUGACUCUGGCCAUGGAGCGAGACGGCUCGAGUGGAGGAGUGGUGAGGCUGGCGGUGAUCUCUGAGCUGGGAGUGGAGAGACAGGUGAUCCUGGGGAACCAGUUACAGCAGUUCUCCACCGUCUGAGUCUCGGAACUCAGCACAUGUUCGGCAGUGAAGCUCAAUAAACAUGACUUCUCACAACUGUU